This is a messenger RNA of Oncorhynchus keta (chum salmon), 5080 nucleotides long. It is a transcript of the gene vipr1a, whose product is annotated as vasoactive intestinal peptide receptor 1a. Lineage: Eukaryota; Metazoa; Chordata; Actinopteri; Salmoniformes; Salmonidae. The transcript is spliced from 13 exons. Gene Ontology annotation, biological process: adenylate cyclase-modulating G protein-coupled receptor signaling pathway; cell surface receptor signaling pathway. Gene Ontology annotation, cellular component: plasma membrane. Gene Ontology annotation, molecular function: vasoactive intestinal polypeptide receptor activity; peptide hormone binding; G protein-coupled peptide receptor activity. The coding region runs from base 263 to 1603 and encodes 446 amino acids. The record is from RefSeq and is a predicted model, not a curated record.
UUCCCUUCUGACUUCGCUGUCCUUGCUCCUCGGUGGAGAAGUGGCUUCAAAAGUGUGUCCACGGUUGAGUGAGAGUUGAAGAUUUGAUCACAGCGCAAUACGCACGCUCAUACCAACGAUCCGAGGUGGAUACAAUAACUUAUCACAGAGUUUCUGUAUUCGAAAUUAUAGUGAAUGUUCGUGUUCAACAGCUUGUACACUUUCAUUAUCUAUCUUGGAUGUUAAAAAAAGAAGACAAAUCGUUUCUUUAUCGACCAGCGUUAUGGAUGUUUCCAAAGGUGUCUUGGUUUUCACUCUAGUCUGCACGUUGCGACCUAUGCUGUCCAUUCAGAUAUGUGACAUCAUGCUGGAGAUGGACAAGGAGAGAGAGACGUGCAUGGCCCAGUUAGAAAACAUGACAACAGGUUGCAGUGGGACGUGGGACAAGGUGGCCUGCUGGCCCAGCGCCAAUACAGGACAGGUGGUCACCAUACCCUGCCCUGUCUACUUCUUAUACUUGACCAACGAUUUUAUCAUGGGUAACCUGUCGAAGACCUGCACCAGUGAUGGCUGGUCUGAGGUUACCCCUGCUUCCUAUGCACUGAAUUGUGGGUACAACGCCAAUGUCACCAAAGUUGAUGAUGAUGACAAGGAGGAGUUCUACUGGGCAGUGAAAGUAGGCUACACUAUCGGACACAGUCUCUCUCUCAUCUCCCUCACUAUCGCUAUCGUCCUACUCUGCACUUUUAGGAAGUUGCACUGCACCAGAAACUACAUCCACAUGAACCUGUUUGUGGCGUUCAUACUGAAAGCCAUUGCCGUCUUCAUCAAAGAUGUGGUUUUAUACGAGGUCGGGGAGUCCGACUGUCAACCUGAAACUGUGGGAUGUAAGGCAGGGGUUGUCUUCUUCCAGUACGGCAUCAUGACCAGCUACUUCUGGCUAUUGGUCGAAGGCCUCUACGUCCACACCCUAUUGGCUGUCUCCUUCUUCUCCGAGAGGAAGUACUUCUGGUGGUAUAUUCUGAUUGGCUGGGGAGCGCCAACUGUUUUUAUCACAGCUUGGGUUAUUACAAAGGCUUAUUUAAAACACUCUGGGUGUUGGGACAUUAUUAACGACCAUCCCUGGUGGAUCAUCAAAAUGCCAAUAUUACUGACCAUACUGGUCAACUUCAUCCUGUUCAUCUGCAUAAUCCGGAUCCUGCGUCAGAAAAUGAAUUGCAGAGACAUAGGAAGGAAGGAAUCUCAUCAAUACUCGAGGUUGGCUAAAUCCACACUACUGUUGAUACCUCUGUUCGGAAUCAACUACAUCAUCUUUGCCUUCAUCCCUGAAGACAUCAACACGCGGAUCAGGAUGGUCAUUGACCUGAUUCUAGGAUCCUUCCAGGGGUUUGGGGUUGCAGUCCUGUAUUGUUUCCUAAAUGGAGAGGUGCAGGGGGAGGUGAAGCGUAAGUGGCGGCGAUGGCACAUGCAAAGGUUUCUGGGUAAAGGAGACACCAAAUACCAGCAGCCCCAGUAUCUGGGUAGCAAUGGUAACAACUUCAGCACCCAGAUCACCAUGUUGACCAGGUGUAGCCCCACCACACGUCGAGCUUCCGACUGCCAGGAACACUUCUCUGCUAUCUGAGCCCAGCUCUGGGUGGUAACAGAGGGCAGAGAAGGAGGCAACAGUGAUGAGCUGUACUGAAGCGCUGUUUAGUAUUCAGUCAGCACAGUAGAGACCACCAGCCAACCACACACAACAACAGCAAUGAUAGGCUUAGAUCAGGAAAGCCGCGGACCAAUUUAACACAAUUUAUUUAGCUUGUUUUUUGUUUAAUUUAGGAAAAUCAGUUCCCAAGUAUUCAUACAAAAAAAAAAAAAAGACAGACAUCGUGUCUCAAAAUAAUCAAGGUAUGAAAUGAUUGUUAUUUUCUAAAUGUCUUUUUGGGCUCUUAGUUGUGGUUGCAGUGUACACAUUUUUACAUGGGGCAGCAGGUGGCCUAGCGGUUAGAGAGAAGUGAGCCAGCAACCGGAGGUUUGCCAAUUCGAAUCCCGGGUCUGACGGGAAAAAUCUGGCAAAAAGUGAGCUGGCAACCGGGGGGGUUUCUGGUAUCAACACACUUAACCCCCCACAACAACAGCUCCCCAGGCACUCAGUGUGGCAGCCUCGACACCUCCAAAACCUGUAUACUGUAUGUAUGUACGUAUGUAUGUGUGUCUUUCGGAGGGGUUGGGUUAAAAGCGGAAGUUACAUUUCGGUUAGACGUUGUCUGACCAAUUGACGAAUAAAGUGAUCUAAAGCUUCAUAACAAUGUUCCGUUCCUCCAACCGGCCGCAGUGACGAAAAUCAGCCCGUGGCCAAAUCUAGUCACCUAAUCCCUGGUCUACACUAUGUUAAAUCCAAAAAACCUUCCAGUUCAAAUCACCAUUGGAUAUAUCUGUGUGUGUAUUGAGUGUUGUGUUAGUCCGUGUGGCAGGGUUGAAGUCAAUUCCAUUUUAAUUCUAGUCGAUUCAGAAAGUAAAACCAAAUUCCAAAUUUUAAUCAUGGAAAACCAUUCAGGAGAAUUGAAAUGUCAGUGUACUUCCUGAAUUAGAAAUGGAAUUGACCCCAACCCUGCUGUGUGACUUGAGAUAAUCGUAACUUUACAUUGGUCUCAUAAGCUAGCUACAGAAGCCUGAUCCCAGAUCUGUAACAUACUGUAUGUGCUUUAGCCAACUUCUUUGUCAUACAUGUUUGACAUGACAACAAAUGAACAUGAACAGAGAAGUUGGCUAACAGAAGAGCAACCGGUUAUGAGCUAUGACUAGGUAUUAGGCUAGGAGCUGGGUAACAGGCUAGGAGCUAGGACUGGGUAACAGGCCAGGAGCUAAGACUAGGUAACAGGUUAGGAGCUAAGACUAGGUAACAGACUAGGAGCUAAGACUAGGUAACAGACUAGGAGCUAGAACUAGGUAACAGACUAGGAGCUAGGAAUAGGUAACAGACUAGGAGCAAGGACUAGGUAACAGGCUAGGAGUUAAGACUAGUUAACAGGCUAGGAGCAAGGUAACAGGAUAGGAGCUAGAUAACAGACUAGGAGCUAGCACUGGGAAACAGGCUAGGAGCUAGGACUAGGUAACAGACUAGGAGCUAGGUAACAGUCUACGACCUAGAUUUAGGUAACAGGGUAGGACUAGGUAAAAGGCAAGGACUAGGUAACAGACUAGGAGCUUGGACUAGGUAACAGGCUAGGAGCUAGGACUAGUUAACAGGCUAGAAGCUAGGUAACAGGCUAGGAGCUAGAUAACAGGCGAUAGGACUAGGUAACAGGCUCGGAGCUCAGUCACAGGAUUUGGUAACAGACUAGGACUAGGUAACAGGCUAGGAGCUGGAUAACAGGCUAUGAGCCAGGGCUACAGAUAACAGGCUAAGAGCUAGGUAAAAGGCUAGGAGCUAGGACUUGGUAACAGGCUGGACUAGGUAACAGGCUAGGAGCUAGGGCUAGAUAACAGGCUAAGAGCUAGGAUGAGGUAACAGGCUAGGAGCUAGGACUAAGUAAGUGGCUAAGACUAGGUAAACGGCUAGGUAGGUUACGGGCUAGGAGCUAGGACUAGGUAACAGGCUAGGCCUUGGCAAGAGUCUAGGAGCUAGGAGUAAGUAAAAGGCUAGGACUAGUUAACAAGCUAAGAGCUAGCACUAGGUAACAGUCUAGGACUUGGUAAGGGUCUAGGAGCUAGGACUAGGUAACAGGCCAGGAGCUGGGACUAUGUAACAAGCUGGGAUUAUGUAACAGGCUAGGACUAUGUAACAGGUUAGGAUCUAGGUAACAGGCUAGGAGCUUGGACUAGGUAACAGGCCAGGACUCGGUAACAGGCAUAGGCUCAGUCUAGGUAACAGGCUGGGACUAGGUAACAGGCAUAGGCUAAGUCUAGGUAACAGGCUAAGUCUAGGUAACAGGCUAGGACUAGGUAACAGGCUGGGAGCUUGGACUAGGUAACAGGUUAGGAGCAAGAGUGAUUGGCUGUGCUGUGCUGUGCUGGCCAGUUCACGUUACUCAACUUUAGAGUUUACACGUUGUCGACGUGGCAGCAUCUACAUUGGAAGGAUCUCAAAGUGAAACGUUAUCCACGUGGUCUAGUCUAUAUUGGAAGCAUCUGGUCUCGUCCCUUAUCUAUCUAGUAUCCAGCUGUCCAUGAUCAACCAUUGACGAAGACACUUUUAUGUACCAGAAUUAUGUUGGGUUGAAACAUAGCUGGAUUACAUUCCAAGAAAAGAAGAUUGAAGCGGCAAGAUGUUUCCAUUGUAAGGCAGAGUCUCUUAGUGCAUAGUUUGGUGUGCAGACAGUCAGGUAUUUUUCAGUCUUGCUCUUACAUUCCCCUCAACCCCCCCCCCCCCCUUUAAAAAAAAAUAGCCAAUCGUUUUGAGUUUUACUACAGAUGCACCUGUAUGUGUUUUUCAUUAAAAACGUAAACUUAUCCACUAAAGAUCAUAAGUGGGAAGACCAGGCGGUUAGCCAUGGUGUUUAGCCAUAUGGUGAAGUAGUGAUGGGGGGCGUAAAAUGUUUAAAAGUUUCCUCCCAUAGCUCCUAACCUGUUGCGACAUCUACGAGGUAAGAUAUCUCAUUUCAAUGGUACUGAAUUGUUUCCCACUUGGUUUCUAAAACCUUUCAGAAAUCUAUGUUGUUUACCUUGUUGUAUUUCAUUGUACAUGUGAAUACGUGACUGUACCUCUCACUAAAAAUGUCAUACCAUUGUUCCAGCUAUGGGCGAAGCUGCAUAUACAGUAGGAAUGAAGUACGUGUUUUAUCAUGUGUUUUAUUGUGGUUAUUUACAGUUCUCAGGUGUUGACUGGAAUUCAAUGCAUAUCAUGUAUUAUGUAAUUCUUUUUAAGUUUGUUUUUGUGUUACGUUUUUCAGUUGUAUUAUUUUAAACACACUGUAUCGAUAUUCUCACUCAUUUGAUAGGAUAUCUACAAGAAUAACUACGUUUGACAUUCUAUGGAAUGCUUUGGAACAUUCCGAACAACACGAAAAAAGUGUGGUGUAAGCAAGUGUUUUGUAAAUAUUGUGCAAUUGUGCUUUUGGAUUCAGUUUAAAUGAUGUUCUAGUAAAGACAGAAGCAAAUGAAACCCUUUGUGUUUUCU